CUUCCCUCGCUUUCUUUUUUACUAUUAUUUUUUUUUUCCAUUAAUAUUUUCUUCGCUUCCUCUCUCGCUUCUCUCUCUUUCUCUCUCCUCUGAUCUCCGCCCUAAACCCUCGCUAAAACCUCUCUCGAUUGUCGGAAAGGGUUUGUCAUCUGUGAUCCAGAAAUAGGAGAGGAACUCGCUUCUGAUUCCUUCAAAUCGGGAGGGUGAAGUAAAAGGGGAUCUGUCCUUUACCUUUUUCGUCGUUGAUGAAACAGCGGACUGUCUCCGGCCGCCAGAUCCGUCGCUCCUCGCGAUGAAUCCGACAGCCGUCGUUCGCGGGAACCGCGGCGCCGCGGCCUUGGACGCCCCGUUGAAGUUCUCCGAGCACGUCGCCAGCUCCAGGAAGACGGCACCCGCUGCGGCGAGCAGCCGGCGGAGGAGGGUCGUGCGCAUCCACUGCACCGACGUUGACGCUACUGACUCCUCUUCUAGCGACGACGAAGAGGAUGCCGGGCCCACCUGUCGCCGCGUUAAGCGGCACGUCCAGGAGAUUGGGAUCGAGGCCGCCCCGCGUCGGGCGCCGCCCGAGCGGCCACCCGCUGCGGCGACAGAUCCGUGCGGCUGGAAAAGGUUCCGAGGCGUCCGGCGGCGGCCGUGGGGCCGGUGGGCUGCGGAGAUCCGGGACCCGACCCUGCGGAAGAGGGUCUGGCUCGGGACCUUCGACACCGCGGAGGAGGCGGCCGCCGUGUACGACGCCGCCGCCAUGAAGCUCAAGGGCGCCAAGGCCGUAACCAACUUCCCCGUGAUGAAGACGGUCACCGUCGACAGCAGCGAAUCGUCUUGCGCUAGAGACGACGUCUCCGACAACCCCUUCCCCUCCCCGACCUCCGUCCUCCGUAACAACGCGGACCAGACGCCCUUCGACUUCCUCGGCUACGGCGAGGUCGACGCCUUCGGGCUACGCGUCGACCCGCCGCUCUACAUAACCGAUUUCUAUCUGCCGCAUCGGCCAUCCGUUGAGGCGGCGGGCGACGGGUUCUCCGAGUUCGACGCCGACGAUUUCAUGCUCGAAGUGGUCACCUUAGAGUCGUUUUCUUCUCCAGCCAAGACGAGUGCUGUGUUGUAGCGAGCGAGUACUUCAGCUAGUGUGUUCCGAAUUUUUCACCUUUUUUUUAUUAUUGUUUAUAUUUCUAAGGUUUCAAAAGGAGAGA
Musa acuminata subsp. malaccensis (wild Malaysian banana) is the source of this 1190-nucleotide messenger RNA. Its product is annotated as pathogenesis-related genes transcriptional activator PTI6. Gene Ontology annotation, biological process: regulation of DNA-templated transcription. Lineage: Eukaryota; Viridiplantae; Streptophyta; Magnoliopsida; Zingiberales; Musaceae. The record is from RefSeq and is a predicted model, not a curated record. Gene Ontology annotation, molecular function: DNA-binding transcription factor activity; DNA binding.